This is a messenger RNA of Rangifer tarandus platyrhynchus (Svalbard reindeer), 435 nucleotides long. The record is from the annotation of a GenBank genome assembly. Lineage: Eukaryota; Metazoa; Chordata; Mammalia; Artiodactyla; Cervidae.
AUGCCCGAGCCACCUCACCUCGGGAAGGGGACGCGGCCCGCCCGCUCUCCGCUCCUCUCCCCACGAGGAGGCCCGUGUGGAGCCGUUGCCCAGCUGGGGACAAGGGUGUCUGUCUUUGGACACCGUUCCGGGGGCCUCAGCAGAUCGGAGCCGCAGGGUGGGGCCGGGAGUGGACAUCUCACGCCUCUGUCUCAGCCCCUCAUCUGUCCUGAGGGGAUGACCGGUCCCCGCAGCUGGCGGCUGGAAAGGGGACCAGCACCCCUUCCCUGGGCUGAUCAUGGCGCCGCGGUAGCCCCUGCUUCCGAGGGUCUCCAAGCUCCCGACGGCGGCCUUGACCUCCUUGGCUUCCUCGUGGCUGAGCCCAGGCUUGGGGGCAGCACUCAGAUGCAGCGGGAGCGCAGCCCUAGAGCAGCAUCCUCCCCCCACCCCGCGUGA